Molecule: messenger RNA, 1167 nt
Organism: Homarus americanus (American lobster)
Lineage: Eukaryota; Metazoa; Arthropoda; Malacostraca; Decapoda; Nephropidae
Product: neuronal acetylcholine receptor subunit alpha-10-like
Exons: 8
Coding region: 1-1167 (388 amino acids)
Biological process (GO): signal transduction; nervous system process; monoatomic ion transmembrane transport
Cellular component (GO): synapse; neuron projection; postsynaptic membrane
Molecular function (GO): acetylcholine-gated monoatomic cation-selective channel activity; transmembrane signaling receptor activity
Source: RefSeq, a predicted model, not a curated record
AUGACGUUCGUGGUCGUUAUCCAAAGGUGGAGGCCCACAAACGGCGUUGCCCCAAACGGGAUUCCUGGGACAUCCAGUGAUAAUCAAAGAGGUCGAGCUGUGGUCCGGUCGUCAACAAUAGAAACAAGGCUGGCUGCUGGCUUUGGCGGUGAGGGGUCUGGAGAGAGGUCCGAUCACGACGAAGGCUCCGUCUCGAAUUGUGCACGUAUGUCCAAGAGCACCUGUGGCUGCUUACAUAAGCUUAUGUGUCCUUGUUUCUGUGUGCACCUGCGCCUGUGCUUAGACUCAUGUGUCUCCAUCAAGUGUUCACCAGGGUAUCAGGACAACUGCCCCCUGGACACAACCCCCCACUUGACAAUUGUCCCCGACAACUGCCCCCUGGACAACUGCCCCCCAAAGGACAACUGCCCCCCAAAGGACAACUGCCCACUUGACAAUGCAACCCAUUUGGUGGAGGUAGUGGAGGGGGACGAGCAGGAGUAUCGCCUCACCCGCUACCUGAUGGCUAACUACGACUCCUCCGUCAGACCAGCCUCUAAUUCCUCCCAGGCGCUCUCCGUCGUCUUCGGUGUCUCCCUACACAGCAUCAUCGACGUGGACGAGAAGAACCAAAUCCUGACGACCAACUGCUGGCUGACGCAGAUCUGGACGGAUGCUCACCUCACCUGGAAUGCCUCAGACUUCGGCGGCAUUCAGGUCAUCAGAGUACCUUACCAGAGAGUGUGGAAACCAGAUAUCAUACUCUACAACAAUGCUGACGCCCAGUACUCGGCGGCCACGAUUAACACCAAUGUCAUAGUGACGUCAGCAGGGCAGGUGACGUGGUUGUCUCAUGGCAUCUAUCGUUCUUCCUGUGACAUGAACGUCGAGUAUUUCCCCUUCGACAUCCAGUCCUGCAAGAUGAUGUGGGCGUCAUGGACCUACGACGGCUACCAGCUGGACCUGAUGAAGCAGAUGGACACGGGUGACAUGUCCAACUAUCAGUCCAACGGGGAGUUUGACCUUGUGGAGUUCACGGCGUCUAAGAACAUCACUUUCUACUCGUGUUGUCCUGAGCCUUACCCGGACAUUACUUUCACCAUCAAGCUCCGGCGUCGACCUAUGUUCUAUGUCUUCAACCUCAUCCUCCCCUGUGUCCUCAUUAACGGCAUAGGUUCUGAUGUGUGA